AUGAGACUUGGGCUGUUGUUGGCAAUCUGGGUGGCGACGGGAAGUGGAUGCUCGUGGGAUAAUUGCAACCCGAUCUCUAGCGAUUCGAACGUGCUAAACAUUCACUUGGUGUGCCACAGUCAUGAUGAUCUUGGGUGGUUGAAAACCGUCGAUCAAUACUAUGAAAGCGAAGUCCAAUUCAUCUAUGACACCGUGCUACAAGAGGUUGAGAAGGAUCCAACAAGAAAAUUCUCUUUUGCCGAGACGGGCUUCUUCAUGCGAUGGGUGGAAAGCCGAAACGCAAGUAUGCUUCAACGAUGGCAAAAGCUCGUUCAAAGUGGUCAAGUCGAGGCGAUCGGCGGUGGAUGGGUGCAAAAUGAUGAGGCUGCCGCUCACUAUGUGGACAUCAUCGAUCAAAUGACUUUGGGUUAUGAACAUCUAAAAUCCCUCUUCGGUGAGUGUGGAGCACCGCAAGCCGCUUGGCAAAUCGAUCCAUUUGGUCACAGUCGAGAGUUCGCUAAUUUGGUAGCUCAAAUGAAUAUGACUUCUUUGUGGUUUGCGCGAAUCCAUUACCUCGACAGUCAACAACGGCACACACAAAAGAACAUUGAGUUUAAUUGGGUCGGAAACGAUGAGCAAAGAAAUACAAUUCUCACCGGAGUUUUCUACGCUCAUUUAUAUACGCCACCAGAAGGCUUUUGCUUUGAUUCAAGCUGUAACGAUGAAGAGUUGACAGAUGCGAAUAUCGCGCGACGAGCUCUUCGUUUUGUCGAAGAGAUGAGAUUGCGAGCACCACACUACAAAACAAACAACUUGCUGCUCACGAUGGGCAGUGAUUUUCAAUAUCAAAAAGCCGACAAAUGGUACCGAAAUCUCGACAAACUCAUUGCAUAUUUCAAUGCAAAUCCGAGUUUUGGAUUAAAUCUUCAAUAUUCGACACCGGCUUGCUAUGCGAAUGCUCUCCGAUCAGCGAACCCGAUUCUGCAAGCAAAACAGGACGACUUUUUCCCAUAUGCCUCCGAUACACACAGCUUUUGGACCGGUUAUUUCACUUCCCGACCGGCUUUCAAGGGAAUGAUUCGCCAGGCUAGCUCGUAUCUUAAUUUGGGCAAACAGCUCAGCGCUCACUUCAAUUUGAACCAAGAUGCCGCCCUCGAGACGGCAAAAAGAGCUAGCGGACUUGUGCAACACCAUGAUGGAGUGAGUGGCACCGCUAAGCAAGUUGUAACAUACGAUUAUCAACAACGACUGGACAAAGGAAUUCGUCAGCUUGAGAUUCUUGUCAACGAUGCGUUGAACAAAGCCUCUGGAGUCGCCCCACCCCAGUACACUUUGUGUCUUUUGAGUAACGAGACUGUUUGUGAUGUAAGCCAAAAAACCGGAAGCUAUGCAGUUUCCGUUUUCAAUCCGAUUGGAAAAACGGUAAACUCCUAUAUUCGAAUCCCGUUCUUCCACUCAAUUGCCUCCGUCGCUGAUGAUACGGGAAAUGCGAUUAAAGUCCAGGUUGUGCCAACUUUCUCGAUUCCGCCAUUGGCUUCAUCGAGCUCGGCUCCUUGCGAACUCCACGUUCCCGUAAAGCUUGAUCCAGCUGGAUAUCGAACAUAUUUUGUGUCCGGAAGUGGAUUGUCAAGUUCACUUGGAGAAGUGGCUUACCCAGAAAAAGUGAUUCAUCCGAGUGAAGCUGAUACAGUGUCUAUCGAGAAUGAGUACGUGAGCCUUCAAUUCGAUGCAAAUGGUUACUUGACAUCGGUGUUGAACAAAACCUCGGGAAUCAAGCGCAAUUUGAGGCAGGAGUUUCUUUACUAUGAGAGCAGUGCAGAUCCCGCGCAAUCCUCUGGUGCCUACAUUUUCCGUCCAGCUGCUCAAACAACAAAUCCUUUGAGCACAACGGUCAUCAACACGAUUGUUAAGGGUACUUUGGUGCAAGAAGUGCGACAAAAAAUCUCUGAUUGGGCCUAUCAAACAAUUCGACUUUACGGCGGACAACCACAAAUCGACAAGCCAAUCGGAAAAGAGAUUAUCACUCGUUAUACAACGGAUAUCAACAACAAUAAUUUUUUCUAUACGGAUUCGAGUGGACGACAAGUGCUCAAAAGAACAUGGGAUUUCUAUCCCCAAUUUCAAUACGCGGACACGGAACCAAUUUCCGGCAACUAUUAUCCAGUGACCAAUCGAAUCUAUAUGAAAGAUCAGACCAAUCAGCUCACCGUUCUCACCGAUCGUGCCCAAGGAGGAACAGUCAAGAAUGGUGCUCUCGAGUUGAUGCUACAUCGUCGUUGCUUCCACGACGACCAUUUCGGAGUGAAUGAAGCUUUGGAUGAGCCGGGAAAAGACGGGAAAGGAUUGGUCGUUCGUGGCCAACACUGGCUGCUUCUUGACGACCCGAGUAUCGCGGCCUCAACUCACCGUCAGCUCGCUGUCAAUCUUUUCCAUCGACCCAUUCCCGUUUACGCGACUGUUGACGAUCCUGUUUCGUAUCGAAAAACGUUCAAGACUCGAUUCGCCGGCUUGAAGCAAGAUCUACCCGCUAAUAUCAAUUUGUUGUCAUUGGAAAAGAGAGGAAACGAGAUCUUGUUGAGAUUGGAGCACAUCUUUCAAGCAAACGAGGAUGGAACUCUUUCACAACCGGUCACUCUCGAUUUUUCGAAUCUCUUUGCCGGUUUCUCGAUUAAAUCGGUUCAAGAGUUGCUCUUGGGAGCCAAUAAGAAUACGACAGGAACAUCUACUUCUGUGACCUUGAAAGCCCAAGAAAUUCGAACUUUUUCGCUCAAAAUCACUCCAUCGUCGAACUUU
Molecule: messenger RNA, 2772 nt
Organism: Mesorhabditis belari
Lineage: Eukaryota; Metazoa; Nematoda; Chromadorea; Rhabditida; Rhabditidae
Source: the annotation of a GenBank genome assembly